Messenger RNA from Phyllopteryx taeniolatus (common seadragon), 5391 nucleotides. It is a transcript of the gene smg6, whose product is annotated as SMG6 nonsense mediated mRNA decay factor. The record is from RefSeq and is a predicted model, not a curated record. Gene Ontology annotation, cellular component: telomerase holoenzyme complex. Gene Ontology annotation, biological process: nuclear-transcribed mRNA catabolic process, nonsense-mediated decay. Lineage: Eukaryota; Metazoa; Chordata; Actinopteri; Syngnathiformes; Syngnathidae. The coding region runs from base 228 to 4691 and encodes 1487 amino acids. The transcript has 19 exons. Gene Ontology annotation, molecular function: protein binding; telomerase RNA binding; telomeric repeat DNA binding.
CAAUAUGGCCGAGACAGACGCAAAUCGUCUUUACUCACCGGGCUUAAACGGUCGAGAAAAUACCAAUAAGUACGGGACGCCUACACGGAUUCUUCCAUACGUAUCUACAAACAAAAGUUUGUAGUCGUCGGUAAGAUGAGGCCACCGUCGGAACGUCGAAGUUUGUCCCGUCGCGGCCUCCGUAUGUGUUUCGUGGUUUCCUGUUGUUGUGCGUUGGACCAACCAAGAUGGCGGAGCAGCUGGACCGAGUGAGAAUCUCCGCCGCCGAACUUCGAGUCCAAAGCGCCGCGGCGUCCAAUUCGACACUUGACCAAGAGGACUGCCACGGGCCCAAGAAGCACUGGCGCCGUCCCGACUUGCAGCGCUACCGGCGAGGGCCCGGACAGGGACGACAGCGCCGCGACAGCGAGGAGCCCGAAAGCGGUCCCAAACCGAAGAACGGCAAAAAGAACCUCCUCGUCCGCGCCGACGACGAGGCGGGAGGCGGCGACAAUAAUGUUCCCGACGUCAACAGCGAGGCCGCUCGGGAAAAUGACGUGCCCCAAAACCACCAAGAAAGUCAGGAUCCCGCCGGAGCCGUCAAGCCAAAGAAAACCCGCAAGCCCGACCGGGAAUUUUACCAGCCCGGAAUCCGCCGGAACGCACAGGGAAAAGACUGCGGCGGGGCGCGAGAGCAGGAUAAGCCCCCCUCGGGGAAUCGCGACCGUGAAGCCGAGCGGCGCGCCGAAGAAAGAGAGGCAAAGGAGAACGCAGAAGACGGAAAAUGCACUCAAGAAAAUACGAAUUUCAAGGAGACAAACAGGAAAAAAGGACGGCAGGCUGCGGAAGAAGUCACGGUGGAGAAACUUGCGGGCAAAGUGGAAAAACUCAGCGUCAAGGCAGAAGCGUCUCGCGAAGGCGCCGAGGACGCAGCCGGCCGGAGAGGCAAAACGACAGACAAGGAAAAGAAGCCAGAAAAGGGAAACCGCCGAAGAAGAGGCGGCGAGAAGGAGAAGAGCCAAGAUGUCGUCGCGGGGCCGAGCGAGCGGGAAAAAGAGAGACGGGACGCCGACGAGGCCCACAAAUCAGGAGAGACGCAUCCAAACGUGGGAAGGGGGAGCCGAAGGAGAAGCGCCGAUAUCAACUACAAAAAGCGCAGCGGGGAAGACGCUCCCACGCGGAGGAACGCGCAGCGCGAGGGCCAGCGUAGCGAGCGCCGCAAAUCGGACGGCGCCGCGCCCGCCUCCAAGCGCUAUUCCAAAUCGGACAUCCGACGCCCGCGCCGGCGCACGUACAGCAGCAGCUCGGCCGGCAGCGUCGCCGGCGACGGCCGCCCGCAGAGAGGAGGGCGCAGAUCGCACCUCCGCGGCCGCGACGCCGACGGGGAGUCCUCGGCCGACUCCGCCGAAGGAAGCGAGACGAGCGACGCGGCGGACGACGGGCGGACGCGCGGGACGGACGGCGCGUGCGAGGAGCGGCACGCCUGCCGAGGGCGAGGGAUCGGCGGGGUCUCCUCGCAGAAGAAACGGGACGUCUCCGGGGAUCGCCACAAACACGGGCCGGCUCCUCGCGGCCGCGGCGGAGGUAUCCUGGUGCUGCCGUCCCGCAGCGACAUCUCCGACCCGGCCGAAGCGGGCCAGCGGAUGCUUUUCGGCGGGCUUCGAGGAGGAGCCGCCUCGCGGGUCCGAGGAGGCCGCGGCGGAGGCGCGAGGCGCCUGUGGGACCCCAACAAUCCCGAGCAGAAACCGGCGCCGUCCCCCGGCGGCCGGCGCUCCCUCCCGCGGGCCGUCUACCCGCAGACGGGAUACGGUCAGCUGCACUUCCUGGACACGGACGACGAAGCGGCGGGGAGUCCUCCGGUGUCGCAGCGGCGGGCGGCCGCCUCGGCCCGCUACAAGUUCCAGAAGUCGGACGACCCCUACUGCUGCGCCGCGCCCGUCGGCCAGCGCCACGCCUUCCCCUUCGCGCCGCCCUACCAGGCGGCCGACGGCGCGUACCCGACGGCUCAGCUGUACAGAGGUUACCCCCGGGCGGGCGGCGCGCUGACGGCGGAGGAGGCGGAGCAGCAGGCCAGAGGCGAGCUGGGCCGCGUGCUCAGGGGGGCGGACUCCCAGGAAGUUCAGCUCGGCAACCUGCUGUCCCGAGACGGACUCGGCGCCGACGGGCUGGAGCGCAUGGCCCGGCUCAGGGCGGAGCUGCUGGGCGUGUACGAGCGCGUGGUUCUGAGCGACAUCGAGCUGGCCGACUCCCACGCCGUGGACCAGGCGCUGUGGAAGAACGUCUUCUACCAGGUCAUCGAGCGCUUCCGCCAGCUGCUCAAGGACCCCGCCGCCGACGACGACACGCCGCGCAUCCGCAACGUGCUGCUCACGCUGCUCGACGAGGGAGCGCAGUUCUUUGACACGCUGCUCCACAAGAUGCAGACGGUCUACCAGUUCAAACUGGACGACUACAUGGACGGCAUGGCCAUCAGGGCGCGGCCGCUGCGCAAAACGGUGAAGUACGCUCUGAUCAGCGCUCAGCGCUGUAUGAUCUGUCAAGGAGACAUCGCUCGCUACCGCCAACAAGCUAGCGACUCGGCCAACUACGGAAAAGCUCGCAGCUGGUACCUGAAAGCCCAGCAGAUCGCCCCCAAAAAUGGCCGCCCGUACAACCAGCUGGCCUUGCUGGCGGUCUACACCAAGCGCAAGCUGGACGCCGUGUAUUACUACAUGCGCAGCCUGGCGGCGUCCAACCCCAUCCUGACGGCCAAGGAGAGCCUCACCAGCCUGUUCGAGGAGGCCAAGUGCAAAACGGAGCAGUUGGAGCGUCGCAGGAGGCAGGACGAGCGGGACGGCGGCUCGGGGGGCCCCGCCGUCAGAGGGCGCGCCGCACCCGAGGACGGGGCGCGCUCCGAAGUCUGGCUGCGCCCCGGCGGACGCGUGGGCGCCAAGGCCGCGUCCGCGCGAGGGGCCGCCGGCGAGUCCGCCGGGGACUGUGAACUGGACGCAGAGCUCGGCGGUCUCAGCGCUAGUGACCUCAACAAGAGAUUCAUCCUGAGCUUUCUGCACGCGCACGGGAAGCUCUUCACCAAAGUGGGGAUGGAGUCGUUCCCCAGGGUGGCCCGGCGGGUUCUGCAGGAGUUCGGUGCGCUGCUCCGGCACGGCCCGUCGCUCCUGGGCGGCACGCACCUGCUGCAGAUCGUCACCAUCAACAUGUUCGCCGUACACAACGCCCUCACUCGAGGCGGAGGUGAAGAAGGAGGAGGAGGAGGAGAGUCUCGCUCGAUGCUGCAGGAGCAGAGCACGGCGCUGGGCCUCGCCGUGUUUGCGCUGAUGGUGCAACGCUGCACGCAGAUCCUCACCGACACCCCCGCAGCCUCUGCGUCCGCGUCGGCCGCAGAGCAGGAGGACAAAGACGGCGAGCCGGAGGCUCUGCUGAGGGUCUCCGAUUUCCCGGCGGACCUGCGGGAACUCCUGCCCGCCGUCAAGGUUUGGUCCGACUGGAUGCUGGGCCACCCGGACCGGUGGAACCCGCCGCCCUGCCGCAUCGACGUCGGCCCGGACGUGUGGCGGUGCCUGGCCCGCCUCUGCAACGUGCUGGCGCGCGUGGACCACGGCGAGGUGCCGCUCUACAAGGUGGACACGGACGAGGCGGAGGGCGACGAGGAGCUGACCGUGCUGCAGCUGAAGGAGGACAGGCUGCUCGCCGGCUUCGUUCCCCUGCUGGCCGCGCCGCAGGAGCCCUGCUACGUCGACCGCCACACCGACACGGCCAUAGCCGCCGAUUGCAAACGGGUGACGGUGCUCAAGUACUUCCUGGAGGCGCUGUGCGGGCAGGAAGAACCUCUGCUGGCCUUCAAGGGCGGCAAAUACGUCUCCGUGGCCCCGCCGCCUCCCUCCGCCGCCUCCACGGACGGCAAGACCGGGCAGGACUCGCUGUCCGACAAAGAGGCCGACGACGUCAUCGUGGAGUCCUCGAUGUCCGCGUCGGAAGGCGAGGAAGACGACGACGGAGAGGAGGAGGCGGAGGGAGACGGCGAGAGCGACAUCCGACAGCUGAAGGCGCGGCGGCACGCCCUCGCCAACAAGCUGGCGCAGCAGCAGAAGCGCCGCGACAAAAUACAAGCGGUGCUGCAGACGAGCGGGCGGCUGCAGCUGGAGGUCCGGCCUCUCUUCCUGGUGCCCGACACCAACGGCUUCAUCGACCACCUGGUGGCGCUCAAGAAGCUCCUCCAUUGUGGAAGCUACAUCGUGGUGGUGCCCCUCAUCGUGAUUACGGAGCUGGACGGCCUGGCGAAGGGCCAGGACGCUUCGGGGGGAGGAGGAGGAGCAAGAGGAGGAGGACACGUCGCGGCGGCGGCGGCGCACGCCCGAGGCGUGCAGGAGAAGGCCCGCCAGGCCGUGCUGUUCCUGGAGCAGGCCUUCGAGGCGCGGGAGCCGCGACUGCGGGCGCUCACCAGCAGGGGGAGCCAGCUGGAGUCCAUCGCCUUCCGUAGCGAAGACACCUCGGGACAGCAGGGCAACAACGAUGACGUCAUCCUGUCCUGCUGCCUCCACUACUGCCAGGACAAGGCCAAGGACUUCAUGCCCCAUCAGAGAAACGGGACGGUGCGUCUUCACCGCGAGGUGGUCCUUCUCACGGACGACCGCAACCUGCGCGUCAAAGCGUUGACACGCAACGUGCCCGUCCGGGACAUCCCCGCCUUCCUCAACUGGGCCAAAGUGGGCUGAACGCGCUACGGGACCGCCGACGCCUCCAGCUGCCCGAGGCCCGCUUGACACGGGAUUGUCCCCUGCCCCUCCUCAUCCUCCUCUUCCUCGGGAUGACGCGCGCGUGCGAGCGAGGCGGUAAGUGCGGCCAUUUGACGCGGAACGGCGUGCUCCCUGUCGCCACAACGGAGAAACUCUGGCGCGCGGCGCCGAGGCGGCGCUGCGCUCCGUUCCGUGCAGGUGUUUCCUGCUUCGAUGGAAGUUCUCACUUGACUUUGAAGCGCUUGAAAGAGAAAGUUUGUUUCUUCGUGAGAAAUCAAAUCAGCAGCAGUUUGGCAAAUGUUGUGCUUUGCGUGCGUUUGUGUCGGAUUGAAGCUCCAUUCCGCUGCUAGUUAGCUCAAAGUGAAAAUUUCAAAGAAUAUCCUCGCAACUUUUGAAAAGACUUUUUUCCUUCAUCGUGACUUUGCAUUUUCAUGUGUGACGCUUUUUUAUGGCAAAAAUGUGGCAUUUGUUGCCAGAGCUUUCCAAGGACAAAGCGCAUGUUUGUGUUUGUAAUUUGCGUCUUCAUCUUGUGUUCCGGCCGGAGUGUGUCUUUUCUUUGUUUGACUCCAGUUUUUUUUUUUUUUUCCACUGGUGUUGCGGCGCGGCUGUUUUGUAUUUUAGCGGCCGGGCAACCUGAUGAAACAUUUCGCCUGAUCUGUCAUUAAAGUGUUUAUGAUGA